Molecule: messenger RNA, 2266 nt
Organism: Hemibagrus wyckioides
Lineage: Eukaryota; Metazoa; Chordata; Actinopteri; Siluriformes; Bagridae
Product: adhesion G-protein coupled receptor G2-like
Exons: 12
Coding region: 144-1718 (524 amino acids)
Biological process (GO): cell surface receptor signaling pathway; adenylate cyclase-activating G protein-coupled receptor signaling pathway
Cellular component (GO): membrane
Molecular function (GO): G protein-coupled receptor activity
Source: RefSeq, a predicted model, not a curated record
CGCAACUGAGAAAGUAACACCUUCCUAGGUGAGCUGUCUGGGGUUUUAUUAUUUCUACAUGAAGCAGCUCUGAUUUUGAAGAAUCACCAGAUACUAUUUGAUAUCUGAAAUCUGAACUGUGUUUGGUUUGUUUCGCUGCUGAUAUGAUACUCCCCUUUAUUCUUCUGUUGCAUUUUGGAGCCAGUUCUGAUGGUGACAAAAACUUAUCAAAGGGUAUGACUGCAACAGUAUCGAAAUCGAGCACCAUCCAACAAAUGAGUAUUCAGACACCUCAGACAGAUGUGUGUACAUGUAAUCAGAAAGAAGGGAAAAACAAAGACAAAAUCCAUGGCGAGAUCAAGCAAAACUUUAGUGGGCCAACCAAAACCUGUGAUUACAAGAACUUCACAAUGACUGUUGUUAAGAUGAAUAUGAUGAAUAAUGCCAUGGAUAACAGACGUGUAAAGAUAUCUGCUCCGAAGAUGUAUGAUAAUGAUUCAGACAUAGAUGUAUUUGUCCCGAUUGAACCAUUUCUGAAUGUCCCAGAUGACCAGGUCAGAGUUAGUGUAGUGAGAUACCGCUCCCCUCCACAGUUUAUAAUUAACUCAAGCAUCAUUUUGAAAUCCCCCGUCAUUCUUGUUGAAGUAGUGGAACGUGAGAUUAAGGACUUGUCCAAUCUACUUGUUAUCAAUUUUACAGUGAACAGUGGUGAAAUAACCAAAAACCAAACACUGUCAUGCCAGUUCUUUAAUGAAACAGAGCUUGUUUGGAAUGACACGGGGUCUUUCACCAACCUGGAUAAUUAUAAAAGCAAUAACAUUGUAAGCUGCUCUUACGAUCACAUGACCCCUUUCGCUGUACUUCUGGUUAGCACAGAUGAGACACCUAUGAAUCUUCAGCAGUGGAACACCCUUUCCUAUAUUAGUUACAUAGGUUGUAGUCUUUCGGCGUUUUUCUCAGUAGUCACCAUCUUCCUCUACACUUUCAAGAAGACCUCAGGCAGAGACACUUCUCUCCGUAUCCAUGUGUCUUUGAGUGCAGCCGUUUUCCUCCUCAACAUCAGCUUCUUGUUCAGUGAAUGGGCAGCUCGGUCACUCGGUGCAUGCGUCUUUAUAGCAGCGAUAAUACAUUACAGCCUCCUGUCCUGUUUCUCCUGGAUGGCCAUUGAAGCAUUACACUUGUACUUGCUUCUAAUCAAAGUGUUCAACACGUGCAUCAAGCACUACAUGAUCAAGCUGUCACUGCUUGGAUGGGGAGUGCCUGCUGUCCUUGUUGGAGGAAGUCUUUGUGUUUAUGGUAUUAAGCCUUUUUAUGGCACCAAAACAAUACAAUUCUCAAACACAAGUGCAACAAACAAAUUCUGCUGGAUUAUUGAUGAUCGCCUUUUUUAUGGCAUGACCAUCACCUACUUCUCCAUAACAUUCCUGUUCAACAUGUGCAUUCUGGUGGCAGUGAUGCAUCAGAUAUGGAAGCUCAAGGGCGGGAACGUCAGAGGCAGCAAUCUUACAUCUUGUAAGGAUAUUUGCACUGUCCUCGGCCUGGCCUUCCUGCUGGGAGUGACAUGGAGUUUGGCUUUCUUCACAUCAGGAUACACAAACUACCCCAUUCUUUACCUCUUCUGUAUCUGCAACACCCUGCAAGGGUUGUUUCUCUUCCUGUGGGUCUAUCGUACAAUGAAGAGGAACAGGUGUCUGGAGACACGAGCGUCAACUGUGUCGGAGCAAACUCUUGCUAGCUAAAACCAGUUUUACAGAGUGACCACAGAUGUUACAUGUCAUUUAGUAGUGAUGUGGUAAAACAUCAUAUACUGAUAUAAAUCUAGCACUAUGAAGCACUGUAUGAAGUUAUAGAAGUGAUCACAUGAUUUCUAAUCCAAAUCAUCAUCUCACUCUUUAACCAUUAGUUUCAUAAUCAGUGGCACAGUUCACUUUUUUUUCCAUUUGAGUUCCUUAUUAUCAAUGUCACAAAGGUAAAUGAUGCAUGAUGUUUUUGUGUGUGUAUAAAUACAUAAAUAGAGUAAUUCUCUAUCACCUCUACAUUUGACUACACUGAUCUAAUCUAUGUUGGUUUUGCAUAUGAAACCUGUUAAACUCUUACAAAAAGUAUCUUUAUGAUGCCUGUUUAUAAUCACUUUGUAUAUGAAUGUAUAUAAACACUGAUUAUACGGCUCUUUUAUACUGUAUCCAUGUGACACUGUGUGCUAUUGAUAUUGGUCUUCGGCUGUAUUGUUUCAGCUUUACGGCAACUUUACUUCCUCCUGAGUUUCGAAUUUUUAUGUGUUCCUCAA